Molecule: messenger RNA, 3872 nt
Organism: Periophthalmus magnuspinnatus
Lineage: Eukaryota; Metazoa; Chordata; Actinopteri; Gobiiformes; Gobiidae
Gene: pdia6
Product: protein disulfide isomerase family A, member 6
Exons: 13
Coding region: 59-1396 (445 amino acids)
Biological process (GO): response to endoplasmic reticulum stress
Cellular component (GO): endoplasmic reticulum lumen
Molecular function (GO): protein-disulfide reductase activity; protein disulfide isomerase activity
Source: RefSeq, a predicted model, not a curated record
GGAUAGUGCAGCGGACAGUGGGCUUGUGUGAGCUACUGAGAGAAACACUGCUAACAACAUGCCUCCGUUUCUAUUCGGUCUUCUGGGCUGCUCCUUGGUCCUCUCCGCCCAGGCCUUGUACUCCUCCACUGACGAUGUGGUGGAACUGACUCCAUCCAACUUCAACAGAGAGGUGCUCCAGAGUGAUGCUCUGUGGCUGGUGGAGUUCUACGCCCCAUGGUGCGGUCACUGUAAGAACCUGGCCCCGGAGUGGAAGAAGGCAGCGACUGCCCUGAAGGGCGUGGUGAAAGUGGGAGCUGUGGAUGCAGACCAGCACAAUUCUUUAGGAGGACAGUACGGCAUCAGAGGCUUCCCCACCAUCAAGGUGUUUGGAGGAAAUAAGAACAAGCCCGAGGAGUACCAGGGUGGUCGUACCAGCCAGGCCAUCGUGGACGGAGCCCUGAAUGCCCUCAAGUCUCUGGUCAAAGACAGGCUCAGCGGGAAGACCGGGGGCUCGAGCUACAAGCAGAGCGGAGGAGGAGGAGGAGGAGGUAGUGGGAGCAGUGGACAAGACGUGGUGGAGCUCACAGACGAUAACUUCGAUAAACUGGUGCUGGGCAGUGACGAUAUUUGGAUGGUGGAGUUCUUCGCCCCCUGGUGUGGACACUGCAAGAAUCUGGAGCCUGAAUGGGCGGCGGCGGCGUCCUCGGUGAAGGAUCAGACCAAAGGCAGAGUGAAGCUGGGAGCAGUGGACGCCACAGUACACCAGGGCCUGGCCAGCAGAUACUCUAUCCGAGGCUUUCCCACCAUUAAGAUCUUCCGUAAAGGAGAAGAGCCUGAAGACUAUCAGGGGGGACGCUCUCGAGGCGACAUCAUCAACACUGCUCUGGACCUGUUCUCCGACAAUGCCCCUCCUCCUGAACUCGUGGAGAUCAUAAAUGAGGACGCUCUGAAGAAGACGUGCGAGGACAGUCAGCUGUGCGUGAUCGCUGUGCUGCCUCACAUCCUGGACACAGGGGCUGCUGGGAGAAACGACUAUCUGGACGUGAUGUUGAAGAUGGCCGACAAGUACAAGAAGAAGAUGUGGGGGUGGCUGUGGACAGAGGCUGGCGCUCAGAUGGAUUUGGAGGCCGCUCUGGGCAUUGGGGGCUUCGGGUACCCCGCCAUGGCCGCCAUCAACACCAGGAAGAUGAAGUUCGCCCUGCUCAGAGGUUCCUUCAGCGAGACAGGCAUUCACGAGUUCCUCAGGGAGCUGUCGGUCGGCCGUGGAUCCACCGCCACGCUGGGAGGAGGAAACAUGCCCAAGAUCAGCUCUGUGGUGGCCUGGGAUGGAAAGGAUGGACAGCUUCCUUUGGAGGAGGAGUACGACCUCAGCGACGUAGACCUGGACGAAGACUUUGACAAAGACGAAUUGUGAGCCCAAACCUGGACUAAACCCGGACCGGAUCAGGUCUUUGGUCCCACAGGACACGCCUCCCCUCUCCCGUGGACGAAUGGGAGGCCAGGACCUGCAGUUACUGAAAUAACUCCUCCUAGACCUGUCUGAAACCCGGGCCGUCUGUAUUUUGUCACAGCGGGUCAAAUGAACUUUACACAAGAACUCAUGUUUCUACUCCACUCUUUUUUUUUUUUUUUUUUUUUUUUUAAAGCGGGGUUAGAGUGUUUCAGAGGGCGAGGCUGCAGCGCACACAGAUGAAGUCAAAUGUGAAUACACUUGGGAAUGAUUGCACUAAGGUAAAUAUUUGAACAUUUGUGGAAAAAAAUAAUUCUACCCAUGUUAAAGGUGCCUUCUGCUCUGGCUCUCCUUAAGUUUGUCCUAUGACACGACUCUCACAAAGCGCACCUUAAACCAAACGUCGAAAUAGUCCAAACUGUCACAAAACUGAAUGUCUGAGGGUCAAGAGGCUAAAACUGGCUGAUUUCACAAUAUCUAUAACACAUAUUUGAGUAUAUUUCAAUUUCUCAAAAAUAAGAGUUUGAUUUGAACGGUUAAAGUCGCACUAUGGAACUGUUCGGAUGGUUACUUCUCGCCUGUCGCCACGAAGAUUGCUUUGCUCCGGAAAGUUCCUCACCAUUAAUCGCCAUUAAUUUAUUGCUGGCUUUUGCUAUUUUCUAGGGGAUUUCAUUGCUUAAAAAAAAAUCUCUUGCAUUAUCGCUGUGAGCGGAUCUGUCCUAUAAGCAGUGGUGGAAUGUAACAAAGUAAAAGUAACAGGACUGUAUGUGAGUAAAGACUUAAAUGUAGUAAAGUAAAAAGUAUCCAGUUUAAAGAGCAGGUAUCUGUACUUUCUAUUCCACUACACUUUUGUACACGAGUUAAAAGUAUUUUUUAUUGUGUGAGAUCUACUGAAAAGGCUGAGGGUUUAUUUUUUACCUUGUUCAUAAUUUGAGCAAACAAAAAAUUACAAAUAAAAACAGCAAAAAAAUCUAUUCAGUUGUUUCUGUUGAACAAAAUUCAGUACAAAUCAAAAUCACUUGAAGAUCAUGAAAUACUUUUACUUUUUACUCUUCAAGUACAUUUUUAAACAGAUACUUUUACUUAUGUAGAUCUUUUUUCAUGUGAUACUUUUACUUGAGUAUUUAUGUGCUCUGGUAUCUGUACUUUUACUGUACUUUUAAGUAACAUUAAGUACUUCCACCACUGCCUAUAACCUAGUUGUUAGCAGGUGUUGCAGCACUGCUAAAGUGUUUAAUGCCAUACUGUGGAACAAGUGGGCAAAGCAAUCAACAUGUUCAUGCAAACAAGCAGGUGGUGUAAUUAAAUGUACAGAUUGUAGUCAUUUCAAUUCAGACAAAAAAUAAAACGUAAAUACCCUAAAUAUUUAUGUACAAAUGAAAUCUAGUGAAACUUAGUGAAGCGAAAGCAGAAACUGAAGCAAAAUUACUGAAGUUAACGUUCUAAUUUUGGCUUGUGUAGAUUUUUUGCAUUAUCGUGACAAAAUGGUACUUACCUGUAAGUCAAACGUAAUGAAAUGAGUCAAAUAGUUCAAAGCUUUUUAAAUCUCAACUCAAUAGUUCAUUUAAGCUCCUCACACAAACACACUACAGGAUCAUUGAGUUUUUGGGACGUGGCCUCAGAUUGGAUAUUCGUGUACGAUUUUUGAAUCAGCUGUGCUCAUGUUUUUGCAUCAGUGCAACUCUGAGGUGCUAUCAUACCGUAACCACGAAACAUCACCACGGCAACGACCUCAAAUAAUGGUGCCCAGUCCAGUUUGAAACGUUCUUCAAAAGUAAGAAGGUGAGAGUAAAUCCUAUUUUUGUUUUGUUUUUUUGUACGUAAAUCAGAGUGAAGCUGCUGCUGCUACAGUAAACAUGACUCUACUUCCUGUCUCAUUUAUCGUCUGCCUUUUGUGCAUUAAAAACAUUUAUCUGCACCACAUUUCACAAAUCAUAAUGACGCACUUACAAUAUCAUCAUUUUAAGAUUGAAAAAAUCCUGUUUGUGGCGGCCUUAAGAUGCGCUAAAGUCAUUUUACCCAGGGCGAGAUGUUCAGUUUUUGCAAUACGUUAAUCCUGAUACUCACUUCACAAAUUCUGCCCUGUUUUAAUAAUUUCAAAAGGCUCUAGAUUCUGUCUGUCCAUCUCUCUCUUUCUUCUGUCUCUCCCCUCCUGUUGCUGAGGUGGUCUAGUCUGUACCAGGGGAGCAGGGUCUUAGGGGUCCAGAUUUUGACCCUCUUCCUGUUCAUUUACUCUCAUUUGAGGCGUCUUGCCGUGGGCCCUGACAUUUCCGUCUCCGGGCCUGUACCUCUCCAUGUGGUCGUUUGAGUCUGAGCUGUGCGUCUGGCCUGCUGUCCGGGGUUGGGGGGGGGGGGGGAUAAUGUGGGACGACUUCUUGUGUAGAUUUUUCUUACACGACUUUAUUUGAAUUGUGUGAACCAAAUGACAUUUUUGUUACAA